Messenger RNA from Lycium barbarum (goji berry), 798 nucleotides. RefSeq names its product large ribosomal subunit protein eL28z-like. The transcript is spliced from 4 exons. The record is from RefSeq and is a predicted model, not a curated record. The coding region runs from base 163 to 594 and encodes 143 amino acids. NCBI's taxonomy places the organism in Eukaryota, Viridiplantae, Streptophyta, Magnoliopsida, Solanales, Solanaceae. Gene Ontology annotation, cellular component: ribosome; cytosolic large ribosomal subunit. Gene Ontology annotation, molecular function: structural constituent of ribosome. Gene Ontology annotation, biological process: translation.
AAGUAAAAAUGGGAGGGCAAUUUCGGUAAUUGAGGUUUCUUCUCUUCUUUAGGGUUUUAGGAUGUCAUCAAUAUAUAAACAAAAUUUUCACACAUUCUUUUUCCUCAUACAGCUGCAUCUCCUUCUUCAGGCCGCCCUCAAAGCAAAACCCAUUUGUGAAAAAUGGCAACAGUUCCAGGGCAACUAGUGUGGGAAAUAGUGAAGAAAAACAAUUCAUUUUUGGUGAAGGAGUUUGGUAAUGGUAGUGCUGGUGUUGUGUUUAGUAAAGAGCCUAACAAUCUUUACAAUCUUCACUCUUACAAACAUUCUGGCCUAGCAAACAAGAAAACUGUGACUAUCCAGCCUGGAGGCAAAGAUCAAUCUGUGUUGCUUGCUACAACAAAGACCAAGAAACAGAACAAGCCUUCAAGUUUGUUGAACAAAUCUGUUAUGAAGAAGGAAUUCCGCCGCAUGGCCAAGGCAGUAACGAACCAGGUUGCAGACAACUAUUACAGGCCAGAUCUGAAGAAGGCAGCCCUCGCGAGGUUGAGCGUUGUGAACAGGAGCCUCAGGGUCGCCAAGUCUGGCAUGAAGAAGAGGAACAGACAGGCCUAGAGUUGCAUUGAUUGUUAGAUUUUGUUUACAAUGGCAUUGUUGUUCUCCAGUCAUUAAGUACCAAAGUUUUGUUUUCUAAUUUUAUAUUUGAAAUCUUUUUUUCAAAAAGCUAUGGUUAAGGGCUUUGCCCCGUUCAUUAUUAAAUAGACUGAUCAUUUAGAAAGGAUCUGCUCAAUUUUGUGGAAGGUGUGGUAUGUUGGACUA